GAACCACGACUGCGUGGCGCCGGUAAAUUCACCUCCAAGCCCCACUCGCACCAUUCUACGCGCGUGGUGCUCACUCCCACCACACAAACCACUCCCCAGCUGAAAGAGUCCAUAAUUUCACACCAUCGUCAAAGAUUGGUAAAAUUCCCUCGACUGAUAAUCCGAUUCAUAUACGAGAGAGAGUCAGCUUGUGUAGAGAUCGAAUUCAUGGACGCGCGGCGUUUCUGGGCGGUGCUGUUAGUGGCGGCGGCUGUGGUCCCGGCGGCGCUCGGGGUGUGGCUGGACUUGCCAAGCACGGGGACGAAGUGCGUUUCGGAAGAAUUGCACAACAACGUCGUCGUUUUGGGUGAUUACUACGCUUUCAUCGGCGAGGAUUAUGACGUGAACAACACCGUCAACCCUUCUAUUACCGUCAAGGUUACGUCGCCGUACGGAAAUGACCUCUAUCAUCAGGAAAAAGUCUCACAUGGACAGUUUGCAUUUACAACGACUGAGAUGGGAAACUAUGAGGCUUGCUUUUCAUUAGACAAUGAUCAUCAUGGUAAAAGGGUAACAGUUGGUAUUGAGUGGAAAACAGGGAUUGCUGCUAAGGAUUGGGACUCUGUUGCAAAGAAAGAAAAAAUCGAGGCAAGUUUUGUGGAAGCCGAGAUGAGGGAGGUUAGUGAGAAGACUAAUGCUCGAGUCGCAUGGUACAGUUUAGUGUCACUCGCUUUAUGCAUUGUGGUUUCAAUUACUCAGAUAUUCUACUUGAGGCGAUAUUUUCUGAAGAAGAAGCUCAUAUAG
Messenger RNA from Striga asiatica, 783 nucleotides. The record is from the annotation of a GenBank genome assembly. Lineage: Eukaryota; Viridiplantae; Streptophyta; Magnoliopsida; Lamiales; Orobanchaceae.